This is a messenger RNA of Closterium sp. Yama58-4, 1620 nucleotides long. The record is from the annotation of a GenBank genome assembly. Lineage: Eukaryota; Viridiplantae; Streptophyta; Zygnematophyceae; Desmidiales; Closteriaceae.
AUGAGACUUCGCGAGGACCUGACGAAUCGUCCUCCUCGCUGGGCUGUGCGUGAGUGUGUCCAGCAUGCGACAUUCACGAAUCUGGUCACCAGUGCCAUGGCUGCAGCGCAUGCUACGGGGAGGCUGGUGUUUUCGAGGGCCGCGGGAAAACUGACUCGCAGCGUGACUCCGAUCCCCACCCAGCGAAUAAUACAACAAGCAGCGUAUCGAAACUCGUUUGGUUUUCGAGGCUUCACAAAUGUGACCGGGAAACACGGGCGAAUGGAUUCACCUGAUGGGGAUCCGAAGCAGCCAUGGAGCGCAAAAUCGUGUGGACAACGGAGAAUAGCGUUUCCGUGCACUCGCGAGCUCUACGGGGGUUUGGAGGGGAAGUUCAGGGGAUGUGCGCAGCGCGGAGUAACGGCUGGUGGAAUCGCGCGACCCGAUUCUGCCGCGGUUGGCGGGACAACGGCUUACGACGGCGAGAUUUACCGGGCGCAAGUCAAGAGGAGCAGCGCAAUUGGUGGCGACGCGAGUGGAGGCGACACGGGGGAAGGCGACACGGAGCUGAUGUUGAGGGGGGUCAGCGAGGAGGAAGGAGAUGGGGAGAAGGAAGUAUUAGCAGAGGACGGAGAAGGCAGAAACGAACGGCUCUAUAACGAGGACAUGUGCAAAUGGCCCGACAAGCUGCGAUUGGCACCUGGACUGUAUCUGGUGGGAACACCUAUCGGCAACUUAGAAGAUGUUACCAUCAGGGCGCUGAGGGUGCUGCGCUGUGCCGACCUCAUUCUAGCAGAGGACACGCGCCGCUCCGUCAAGCUGCUGCGCUUCUACGGCAUCACCACACCCAUGAUGAGCUAUCAUGCCUUCAAUGCCACGGCUCGCCGAGAGGCUCUCAUUGGUCGAAUGCGAUCUGGCCAAUCACUCGCCCUCGUGUCUGACGCAGGCAUGCCGGGCGUCAGCGACCCCGGUGCUGACUUGGUCGCCGCGUGCGCUGAGUCAGCAGUCCCAGUCAGCGUGAUCCCCGGCCCGUCUGCUGCCACCAGUGCGGUUGCGGCUGCUGGCUUUCUCACCAACGGCUUCACCUUCUUGGGGUUCCUCCCAGAGCGGUCGGCAGUGCGGCAGCGUCGGCUGCGGGAAGCAGCGGAGGGGGAGGCGAUGCAGGUGGUGUUUGUGGCGCCGCACAAGCUGCUCUCCUCGCUCUCCCACUGCAUCCACGCCUUUGGCCCGGACCGCCCGUGCCUCGUGGCUCGGGAGCUUACCAAGCUGCACGAAGAGCUGUGGCGAGGGACGCUCUCUGAAGCACUUGUGGAGUUCACGGCUCGUGGGCCAAAAGGGGAAUUCACCCUGGUAAUUGACGGCCUGCCCAGAAGAGACCUGGAUGCAUCACAGCAGACAGGGGAGGAAGAGGUGACAGCUUACCUUGAGAAGCUGAUUCAGGAUGGCACACCCCCCUCCCAGGCUGCGAGGAUGGCUGCAGAAGCUUUGCGAGUGAAGCGCAAGCAGGCCUAUGCCCUUGCUCUCGCCAUUUCCAGUCGCUUGCAGCAAGCACAAGGACAGACAGAAGAGGCAGAAGGACUAGUAGGAGAAGCAGAAAGCAUGAGUUGUUCAGCAGGGGGAGCAGCACAGGGUGAAAGUUGA